UGUCAAGUGAAGCGACGCUUUCGUUUGUGCUUUUCUCGUGAAUGCUUAAAUAUUGUGGAAAUUACUUGGUCUUGCAGGGAAAACUUGAAUAAUAAUAAUAAAUAUUAAUCUGUCCCUUAUAAUUAAUAGAAAAUGACCACCCUUGGUCCUAAAAAGGAUGGAGGCCCGAAUGUGGAAUUCUUUCAAUCGCCGGAAUGUUUGGCUCAAUUUGACCAAAUCCGUGUAUGGUUGCAGAAGAAUUGUAAAAAGCAUGUCCAAACGGAUCCACCUACAAAAGAAGGUUUGGCACAACUAGUGAUUCAACUGAUUCAGUAUCAAGAAAAUAAGUUGGGUAAAAAUGCUACAGAUCCACCCUUUCUGCGACUUCCUAUAAAAGUAUUCAUGGACAUGAAGCCUGGCGGCUCACUGUGCACCGUGCUAGCCACCAUGUUCCGCUUCAAGUCGGAGCAGCGGUGGCGCAAGUUCGACUUCCAGGUCGGUAAGAAUCCCUCUCGGAAAGACCUGAACGUGCAAAUGAUGAUGGAGAUAGAAUCAGCUUUGCUGAGCGCUGAAAUAAUUAGGUCACCCUGCAUCUACAUACGCCCUGAGGUCGACAAGGCAACCGCCAAUAAAGUCAAAGAUAUCAUAAGCAACCAUCAAGUCGAGUUCUGCGAUGAAGAAGAAGAUGCAACACACAUAAUUUACCCAGCUGUGGAUCCGUUAGAGGAGGAAUACGCCAGGCCGGUGUUCCGUCGCGGCAACAACGUGCUGAUACAUUGGUAUUACUUCCCCGACAGCCACGAUACGUGGGCACAGGCUGACUUGCCGGUCGAUGUUCCCGAAACAGCGAACUGGGAUUGCAAUAGAUCUGAGCCCUACCGCGUGUCCGCAACGUGGGUGUUGGACUUGCCGCACUACAAUGAAUGGCUCAAUGAAGAAGAUUAUGAAGUUGACGCUAAUGGAAAGAAAAAGGUGCACAAAUUACGUUUAUCCGUUGACGAUUUAAUCCCCGGAGGAGAGACGUCCUCGAAGAGCAAGAAAGGCAAGAGGAAGCGCUCCCCCUCCCCGCCUCCGCAGAAACAUAGCAAGAGGAAGAGCCGUGUAGCAAAAAGGCGGGAAAAUGAUGUAGACGAAGAAGAAGAUAAUGCAUCAAGAGAUAACACUGAUGUGGCUCCCGCCCCUGAACCUGAAAGACCCGCAGAACCGCCCGCGAGCACGUCGGGCGGCGCGAGCGCGGCGGAGGCGGGCGGCGCGGCGGCGGACGCGCCCGCCACGCCCGCGCCGCUCGACCACCACGACGACUCGCAGGGCAAGCACAGCGACUCCAACACGCAGGAAACAAUCAUAAAAGAGGAACUUGAAGACAACGUAACUGAUCAAACGCAUCACAUCGUGGUGCCAUCCUACUCGGCGUGGUUCGACUAUAACUCCAUCCACACCAUCGAGAAGAGAGCCCUACCAGAGUUCUUUAAUAACAAAAACAAGUCUAAAACACCGGAAAUGUAUCUUGCUUACAGAAAUUUCAUGAUCGACACCUACCGAUUAAAUCCAACGGAGUAUCUAACGAGCACGGCGUGUCGCCGCAACCUGGCGGGCGACGUGUGCGCCAUCAUGCGGGUGCACGGCUUCCUCGAGCAGUGGGGACUUGUUAACUACCAGGUGGAAGCAGAUGUCCGUCCCACAGCAAUGGGCCCACCGCCCACGUCUCACUUCCACGUGCUCUCUGACACCCCGUCGGGAUUGCAGCCGCUGCAACCUAGACCCGCUCAGCCUAGACCUGGUAUCUAUGUAGAAAACGCAGCGGUGCCUAAAGUAGAGGCUGGAUUGCCGAACGGAGCGGAAGGCGGCGCUCCGGUCAAGAGCGAGCCGGCGGUGAAGACCGAGCCGACCCUCGAGCUAGGAAAUGCGCCUGGACUUAAGUUGGAUCAGUACCGCGGCGGGGCGCGCGGCCGCGAGUGGACGGAGCAAGAGACCCUCCUGCUGCUGGAGGCGCUGGAGCUGCACCGCGACGACUGGAACCGCGUCGCCGCGCACGUGGGCACCAGGACGCACGACGAGUGCAUCCUGCACUUCCUGCGGCUGCCCAUCGAGGACCCAUAUCUUAACGAUAGUGGUGUUUUGGGACCCCUGGCAUACCAACCGAUCCCAUUCAGCAAGACUGGCAACCCGGUCAUGAGCACUGUGGCUUUCCUCGCCUCUGUAGUAGAUCCACGUAUUGCAUCCAAGGCCACCAAAGCAGCUAUGGAUGAAUUUGCUGCUAUUAAGGACGAGGUGCCGGCGGCCAUGAUGGAGGCGCACGUGCGCGCGGCCGGCGCGCUCGGGCCGCAGGCCGCGCUCGCCGGCACCGGCAUCGCCGGCACCGCGCCCGAACACCCGCCCGAAAAGAAAGAAGGUGCAGACGUCAAGGGAGAGCCAAUGGAGGUUGAAGGAGAGGGAGAAGCCAAAGUGAAGGAGGAGCCGUCUGAGAGUGCGGCGCCCGCGGAGGAGAAGGAAGUUAAGGAGGAAGAUGCACAGCAACCACAAGAACCACCAGCAGCAGUCGACGCUAAACUUCAAUCGGCUGCCGCAGCCGCCUUGGCAGCGGCCGCCGUUAAGGCGAAGCACCUCGCUGGAGUCGAAGAGAGGAAAAUUAAGUCUUUGGUGGCCUUGUUGGUCGAGACUCAGAUGAAGAAGCUGGAGAUUAAGCUGCGACAUUUUGAAGAGCUGGAGGCGACUAUGGAAAGGGAGAGGGAAGGUCUCGAAUACCAACGCCAACAGCUAAUACAGGAAAGACAACAAUUCCACUUAGAGCAAUUGAAGGCGGCUGAAUUCCGGGCAAGAAAUCAUGCUAUUCAGAGGUUACAAGCGGAAAGCGGUGGUGCCGCAGUGGUGGGAGGUGUGGGCGUGGGGCCCGUAGUGGGUGUGCCCGGAGUGGUGGGGGCCGCUGUGGGGCCCGCGCCCCCGCCCGCUGAACCCACGCAGGAGCCACCGCACCACCACCCCUAGGCAUCUUUGGGGUCCUAGCCUAUCUAGGUCUUAGGAUUACUCUAUAAUUUAGUUUAUCAAAAUAGGUUAAGAACCAGUGAAACAGGUAUAUAAAUUUUGAAAAAUUGUAAGGAAUUGGAAUCUCUAAAUACAAAAGAAUAUAUAAACACAUUUAAUAUAGGUAUGUGCACUAACAAAUAAAUAUUUGUUGUCACAAAAAGUAGUUUUUUUAUGCAGGUUUCAUUUAAAGUAAAUUAAUUUUAAAUUAUUACCUAGACAGAUUUGAAUCUUUAUUAAAAAAAAGUCACUUUUACAAGAAAGGGAUGAGUUUGUGACUUAACAAAAAAUGUGAUUAUAAUAAAAUAUGUUAUUUAUACAUUGUUAAAAAAUUUGUAUACCUAUUUCAUUUGUAAUAGUUUUAAGGUGUAUUGUAUUUGUUGUGAGGUCGAUUUAGAGUGACGAUGGUACAAAUGUAUACCAUCAACAAUAAUUUUCAUAUCAAAUCUUGUAUGCUCACACGAUUAAUUUGUGUCACAUGUAAAGUCAAAUAUGGAGCUUUUUUACAUAAUGAAUAAAUAACUGUAUUAAAUUUGUAGAAUAUCACUGCACUAAUCACGCAUACUAGAUUUUCUAUUCAUUAUAUAAAGAAAAUAAUAAAAUUCUCAAGCAAACACAUAAUUUAAACUAGAUCGUUUGUUUUGUUUAUAAUCUAAAUAUUAUCUCGUGGCACAGUAAAUAAUAAAUAUAUUGACAUUAUAACAAUACCUACAAUUAAAUAUAUUAAAUGUAUGCAGUCUAUUCAUGAAGUUAUUUAAGCAGAUGCCAUGAAAAAUUAAACACAAAUGUUUCCGUAUGCUGUUCAUUUCUGUUGAACAAUUGAAGCGUGAAAAAUCUUUUGUAUCUUAUUAAAAUUAAAAACCUUCAAACACUA
Messenger RNA from Zerene cesonia (dogface butterfly), 3874 nucleotides. RefSeq names its product SWI/SNF complex subunit SMARCC2 (gene mor). Lineage: Eukaryota; Metazoa; Arthropoda; Insecta; Lepidoptera; Pieridae. Gene Ontology annotation, biological process: positive regulation of DNA-templated transcription. The record is from RefSeq and is a predicted model, not a curated record. Gene Ontology annotation, cellular component: SWI/SNF complex. The transcript has 20 exons. Bases 133 to 2964 code for a protein of 943 amino acids. Gene Ontology annotation, molecular function: DNA binding; histone binding.